UCUAUCCCUACUGUCAAAGCAACAAGCCAGCCGCCAUUCAAAAGCUCCCACCUCCACUCCUUGAACCAUCAGCGUGAGUUCAUUCAAAUCAUCCUGAUUUGAAUUCGGCUUGUAAUAUUAGUUAGUUUUGCUAUUUUGUUUUUAGUAUACAAGUGUAUUGUGUUUGAUGGAUGGUGUACAUUUUUGUCGGAUGAUAGCGUACUGCCAAUCACUGUGAAAGAAUUGAAAAGUGCAACAUAGCCUAAUACAGGAUAUCCAGGAUUCAAUAUCUUGGGAAUUAUAAAAGUUUGUCGGUAUGGGUGGUCAAAAAUUUCAAUAUGAUGAAAGUGGUGGAACGUUUUUCUAUUUUCUUCUAUCGUUUCUAGCGUUAUUACUUAUUCCAGGAACGUACUAUUGGUGGCCACGUAAACAAAAAGAAGAUCCAGAUAAACUUGUUAAAGAGUGUCACUGUGAGCAUUGUAAGAAGAAGAGGAUUAUACUUCAAACCAAUGAACCAUGGAAAGGAACUAGACAGUUCCUAACGAAGUCAGUGAUUAUAGGUGGCUGGUUGAUUCUAGCGCUUUUGGCCUACAAAGUAUCUCAGUUCGAUUAUGAAUACGCCAAUUUCGACCCAUAUGAUAUCCUCGGAGUUCCACCGGGAACAUCGGAAGCAAAUAUCAAGAAAGCUUACCGAAGACUCUCACUCAUUCUCCAUCCAGAUAAGGAGUCUGGAGAUGAAAAAUCCUUUAUGAAACUUACGAAAGCUUACCAGGCUUUGACUGAUGAAGAGUCUCGUAGAAAUUGGGAAAAGUACGGCAAUCCUGAUGGUCCCGGGGCAAUGAGCUUUGGAAUAGCGCUUCCCUCCUGGAUUGUUGAGAAAGAGAACUCAGUUUGGGUUCUGGGACUGUAUGCUCUUGUCUUCAUGGUAGCCCUUCCCACAGUGGUAGGAAUGUGGUGGUACCGCUCCAUACGAUACUCCGGUGAUCAGGUGCUAUUAGAUACAACGCAAAUCUACUUUUACUUUCUACACAAAACGCCUUCAAUGCCGCUGAAAAGAGUGAUUAUGGUUUUGGCGGCAUCCUUAGAAUUCGAAAAGAAAUACAACAGCGAAAUAGUCGAAAGACCAACUGACAACGAAGAAGUUCCUCAUCUGAUCAAACAACUGUACAACCUGAACGAGAAGAACAGAGAGCGCCCCCUGUGCUACAUGUACUCAAUUAAGGCGCGCGCUCUCAUCCACGCCCAUCUCUCUCGCAUCGCACUCAACCCGAACACGCUCGACAAGGACCGCAUGUACAUCGUCAAAAAGUGUCCUUAUCUCAUACAGGAGAUGGUCAACUGUGUCUCACAACUGGUCAUGUUGGCCUACGCUAGGAGAGUUCCAAGGCUGCUCAACAUCGAAACGAUAGAAAACUGUAUGAAACUGUGUCCAAUGAUCGUGCAGGCCUUGUGGGAGUUCAAGAGCCCACUGCUGCAGUUGCCUCACAUCACCGAAGAUAACCUCAAAUAUUUCCUCUCAAAAAAGCGUCAAAUCAGGAGCAUACAACAGUUUGCUCAAAUGAAAGCCGAGGACAGGCGUAAUGUUUUGCGCAACCUCUCCAACGAACAAUACUCUGACGUCAUGAAAGUCAUUUCUAAAAUGCCUCUCAUCGAUUUUCAAGUGCGAUCUGAAGUGAUUGACGACGAAGCAUCGACAGUGUAUACAGCUGGAGCCAUAGUGACGGUAACGGUGACUCUGUACAGGCAGAACAUGGGCGUGCUUUUCGGGGAUGACACAGUCAAGGAGAAGCACUGCGUAGAAGAGCUCAAGGAGAAGCAGGCGGAUGACAACGAACAAGAAGACCAAGAACCGAAGGAACAGGAGCAGAAGGAGAAGGAGAAGGAACAGACAAAGAAACCAGUUUGGCAGAAAACGCAACGAAAAACAAAGAAAGGAGGAAAGAAACAAACGAACAAGAAGCCUCAGCAAAGUCAGAAGGAAGCGCCCAAGGCUGCAGCCAAUGCUUCGAAAAAGACUGACGAGAAAGAGAAGGAGAAAGAUAAAGAAAAGGAAAAGGAGAAAGAGAAAGUACCUGAGCCUGUUUCAAAGUCUUCGGACGUAUCAGCCAGUGAGAGUGAGGGUGAUUCAUCUGAUGAAGAAGCUGAAAGGUCUGAUGAAGAAGAUAGUCAAAGAGAUUCAAAGAAGCCAUCCUCCUUGGAAGAUGAUGAUGAGUGGGACAAAUUCCAGUCUGGAAUCGGCAAGAGAGACAGAGUGCUCGAAGGAAGAAGCAAGAUGUCACAUAGUGUACAUUGUCCUCAUUUCCCUGAGGAUAAGCAAGAGUACUGGUGGGUGUACGUGUCUGACCGGAAGUCUCGUACCCUGCUGACGUCACCUUACUACGUGACGGCACUGGUGGAACACGAGGAGGUGCAACUCAAGUUCACAGCUCCUCGCUGGCCUGGCGUCUACACAUUCACAGUCUGCCUCAGGUCCGACUCCUACCUCGGCUUUGAUCAGACGCACGACAUCAAGUUGGACGUUGAGAAAGCCCCCGAGGUGCCGACCGAGCACCCGCAGUGGGACAUGUCCGAGGAGGAAGAGGAGGGGAGACCGGAGGCCGAUGAGAGCGACAUCUCUGAGUUCACCACUGACGAGGAUGUCGAAGACUACAACCGGCCUUGAAACCUCACCACACCUUCAUCAUACUACAAAAUCACUGUCUGCGUGCUGAGAGAGGUUGUUGGUCGAGUGUCAUCCAUUUUAAACUGUCAGCAUUGUUUAAUUGGUGUUAUCUCUAAGAAAUACUGUAUUUUAACUGUCAGCUUAAAAUUAUUGUAAUUUUAAACUGUCAGCAUUGUUUGAUGGGUGUUAUCUCUAAGAAAUACUGUCGUUUUAACUGGUUGUCUAAAAUUAUUGUAAUUUUAACCUGUCAGCAAUGUUUUGAUGGGAAGCAUUGGUGUUAUCCCCAGGUAAUGCUGACAUUUUGAAGUGAAUCUCACUAUAGUAGACAAAAUAUUGUAUUUUCCCUUGAUUAAGGAACGUGUAGACUUGUAAACAAGUAUGAGGAUUUGUAUGAGAUCAAUCAAUCAAUCAAUUUACUCAAUUCAACACACAAAAGAAAUCGAAAUACAAAAACAAUUCAUUCAAAAUACAAAUUUUCAAUAUUAUUAUUAAACGAAAAUCCAAAUUAAAUGCUGUAAUUCACCCCGAAGACUUCUGCUACUGCAAAUAUUGACAACCGGGUAAACAGCUAGAUGGAAAUUCUAUUUCUAGAUGGAAAUUAAAUUCUAAAUUCUAGCUGAAUAAUUGCAAUAUCUCAGUAAUUUCCAUCUGUAAAUUUCUAAUACAAAUACAUAUCCAGGCUUCAUGGUGGGGUGUGCUGAAAAGAAAUGAAGGAGGAGAAAUACCUAGCCAACUACGGUUUCCCAUGUAAUAGGCUGGUAGAGGGUAAAAAGCAAGGAAAAAAGGGUGAAGAGAAGUAAAAAAGGAAAGACUGGGAAAAGAAGAGAGGGGAAAGGAGAGAGAGAAAAAAGAUGAGCAAUAUAAUAACAAAAAACUCAUUUAUCAUAUCGAGUACAUAACAAUAAUUGCGGAAAAUGACAACAGGCUAUAACCCAAAACUAUUUUUUUCCAAUCUAUGCAACAGAGUCCAAAAAUAUAGGUUAUAGUGCACUCAAUAAUCACUGCAAAUUAGAAAGUAAUUUAGUUGUUUUCAGUAUCUUAUUUUUUUGUACAAAUCCUCAAACUUGUUACCAGUCUGCGGAGUUUUGUUUCGGUAAGAAGCAAUAAGACAGUGUAUUGUGAACAGCGAUGAGCUCAGUAUAUCUAUACUUAUAAGGCGUUUGCAUAGUAUGCCUUAACAUUGGUAUUACCACGAAACCUUGUUUCAUUGUAUAAAUUAAUCUAUACAAGCAGAAGAAAAAACCGAACAAAAUACAACUGUGUUGUCUAAUUGAAACGAAUUGCAGGUAUUAUUGUCAAUUUCACUGUCCUAGAAAUCAUUAGUUACAGGAAAAUGUUUUCGUAUUAAUACAGUCGAUUAUAUUUGUUUUAUUAUAACAUGAAACCAUCUUUCUUACUCGAGUAAUCUAGUAUUGUGAAGGUGAAAAAAAUCAAUUAUGGAGAAAUUCUACAAUUUCGAAGCUCUACAAAUUCUAUUCAGUAAUUAUUUAAUUAUGGAAUGAUUAUAAAUAUCUAAAAACAGUCCAGAAUUACUAAUAAGUAUCAUUUUUACUCGUAUAUUUUUGUGGUUAUGAGUGUGGAUAUACUAUCUGAGGAUCUUUCAUGUUUGCUCUGAGUGUGUACUUUUGCACCCACAUAACGUCGCCGUGUUUUAGAUGCUAGUGAGUAUUCUAGUUGACUCAGGCUAGUAGAACAUGUUCACACUUUGCUAGUUCUAGUGAUGCUAAUUGAGCUGUGUGAAGUCAUGUAGACUAGACUAGCAGUAUACUGGUAAACAUACUAGCUUUUGCCACUAGAUUGAAAAAUCAAAUAGUUUUUACACUAUACUAGAAGUUGACAACUAGCAUGAGCUUUCUGCACUAUUUAGAAGAGUCAAAUGAGGCUGGUCGUGAUUACACUACUAAACUAGUAACUGACUCAAUCUUGACUUUAUUUUCUUCACUAGAAUGGAAAGUAAAAUGAGACUAGUAGUAAUUACUAUACUAGUAGCUGACUCAACUAGCUUAUUAACUAGCAUCUCAUGUACCCCCGUCAUAAUGGUGACCUAUAUGAUGGUUUGUUAUAAAUAAUUCAUAAAUCGAGUAUCGUUGAUUACAGCAAAAAGUUUAUCAUUAAUCAAUGAAACAAUAAAAUGCAAGUAAGCGGUCGAUCCGUGCUGUUCGACGUCUUCGAAGUCUUAUGCCAGUGGCAUGAUAUUUGUUUCAGUGAGAACUGAAUUCAAUUUAUAUUUACUGUUCUAAAUAUGCAAUUUAAUGGAUGUAAUGCGUUCAUUCCAACUUUCUCUUGUUAAACAUUUUAAACAAGUAGUCAAUUCUUGGUGUUGUUAUCGAUUUAUAAUGCCUUCUUUGGUGUUAACCAAAUAAUUACCGUAAUAAAGUUGUCCUGUUUCUAUAGAUUUGAUAAAUUGUGAGCUUGAUAUUCUCCAAUACUCAACCCAAAUAUAAUGUUUAAGAAUUUACUCGAUUAUUUCUCGGAAUAAAUAACAUGAUGAAUUUGACUAAAUUUUGUAUGUUAUAUUCAAAUAAAUGUAAUUUAAAUAAAACUCAGGACAUACUUUUACAAUGUAUGUCUUCAAAAUACAACGACGUUUAUAGAUGUUUUCAAUCUCCAGAUAUUAAUAUUUUGAAGUUUUUAAUUAUUGUAUUACAUUUUUCUAGUUGUUCUUGAUAUUUAAUAAUAUAGAUAAUAAUUGUUCUCGAUAGCUAAUUCUUAUCUAUUCUCUGGUUUCCGUUCAACUAGUCAUUCCCUUAAUAGAAUACAUUAUCUCAGUGCUCAGGAAACUCGAACAAUAUUUGUAGGAUAUGUCUUGUUUUCUUAUCACUUAUUAAAUUUGGGAUAUUAUUUUUUGGUUGCUUUGAUAUUCCAGAUUAGUUAUAUCGGGGUUUGUUCAUGGUGUAAGGAUUAUUGGAUACCAAAGAAGUUUGACAGGUUAAAACGUUCUAAAUGAUUCAUUUGUACUUCUAAACUCUAAUUUAUCAUGAUAAAUCUAAAACAUUAAACAGUAUCUUAUUAAGGAUCUGGAUAAAUUACUUUCAUGGUUUGAUUGUGGUCUAUAAGCUUUAUGUAUUUUUGGUCAAAUUUAAUUGUUGAGGCAAUCAGAUUGAGAAUUAGUUGCUCACAAAAUAUAGAUUUUAGUGACGUUAUCCUUCGUUUGUUUUAGAUUAACUUAUCGUUUAGGUACCCAUCUUUGCAUUAGUCAAGGAAUUCAACCUGAAAAUUAUACAAUCAGUCUCAAUUGAAUAUCAAGUUAUCUAUUCACAGGUUAAACUGAACCCUCCAGAUACAGUUAAAUUUUGUUAUUGUAUAACAAUUUCAAUCCGAGUGAGUUAGUUGAUCAAAAGUUAUAAUUUUUUGUUGAAUAUUGUAUUCUUUUAACUUUGAAUGGAUGUAUGUUUUGUUGAAUCUCAUUAGCCUUAUGGUAAGGCCAUUGGAAAUGAAAAGAUUUAAUAUUCAUAUCAAUAAGGGUUUAGAUAGAAGUACGGUACCGGUAUCAUAAAAUAUUAUCAACACAGGUCGUUAUUUCCAAAUUUUAUUUUCUCUAUUUGAUCCUUUACAUAAUUAGAGAUUGGAUAAGUUUUGGAUUGCAAGAUUAAGAUAUGCAAGUUUUGGAUUGAAUCCAGCAAUUCAUUUUACAAAUUAAUCAAGUUGAAUUUUCUCCAUCAACUUAUGAAUGGAAAACAAUUUUAUGUGUAAAUUACUAUAUUAAAUAUUGAGAAAUAUUUAAAUAUAAAUUUUUUGAGAUAAAUGCUGUCAGAAACGGAUAUUCUCUUUCAAUUUUGGUGUAAGGGAAUGAAAGUAAAGUUUACAGAUUUAAUUUCAGCAGUGAGAACUUUGAUGAAAAACUUUCAGGCCAACUAAGUUUUCCAUUUUCUUCCAACGUCAACAGAUACACUCAACAUUCCUGAAGUUGUUUCCUGCUUACUGGAAUCAUUUCUACUACAGUUAGUUGUGUACAGUUAGACGUUUUGUAUAUUUAUUGAUGUGUCAUUUCAUCAUUAUAUAAACGAAUUAAUAAUCAGUGUAAAUUAUUAUGAAUGUAAGAGAAAUCUUUGAUUCUGUGUGUAAAAAAUGAGAAACCUAUUUCUAUACACUGGAUAGAACAUUUAUAAAAAUAAUAAAUUGUCUAAUUUUGAUGUAA
Messenger RNA from Nilaparvata lugens (brown planthopper), 6779 nucleotides. It is a transcript of the gene Sec63, whose product is annotated as translocation protein SEC63 homolog. Gene Ontology annotation, molecular function: RNA binding; transmembrane protein transporter activity. NCBI's taxonomy places the organism in Eukaryota, Metazoa, Arthropoda, Insecta, Hemiptera, Delphacidae. The coding region runs from base 296 to 2641 and encodes 781 amino acids. The record is from RefSeq and is a predicted model, not a curated record. The transcript is spliced from 16 exons. Gene Ontology annotation, cellular component: Sec62/Sec63 complex. Gene Ontology annotation, biological process: SRP-dependent cotranslational protein targeting to membrane; post-translational protein targeting to endoplasmic reticulum membrane.